AUGGAGCCUAGGAUGGAAAAUAGGGUAGGUGUUCUCUCCCCGCUGGAGGAGUCAAGUGCGGAGGUGAGUCGGGACAGUGGCAUCGUGUCGCAGAGUGCGAGCAGUUUAUCCAUGUUGAGCGAGGCCCUAAGCAGUGGCACCGUGUCGCAAAGCCCCAGCUUCGGCGCAGCAGUCUCGCAGAGUCCGAGCUUCAACUCCGAGGAACCCGACACGGACCCAGACCACAACCAGGAGGAUGAGAUCCUGAGACACACUGCCCUCAGUUACUCCUCCUACAUCAGAGAUACUGCUGGAGACGAGGUUAGAAUUAAUCAACCUUUCCGAUGGAGGUCAAAUAUAUCCUCCUGUCUAUGCUGGGAGGUGCAAUAUAGCGCUAGCUAUAACUGGAUACGCGUGACGAGUUAAAUGUCACUUGACUGUGGUUAUAACCAAAUCCUUUACAUACCCCACAGAUCCUGUGUUUGGAGAAAAGUCUGGAGGAAAUGCUGACCAGGGUGGAUGAAUUUGUUGGAAUGCUUGACAUGGUACGUGCUCAAGAGUUGGGCAGUGUUUGAAAUAUGCAUUUCAUUUACUUGAGUAUUUUGUCAUUUGUAUUACACAGGGCUGAACUACACUCCAUUGUAUUUUAUAACGAGAUACUUUCGAGAGCUGUAAUUUGUAUUUUCGAAAUGCUAAAAUACUUUUCUAUACCAUUUAUUUAUAUUUAUAGCGGUUAACAGUUUUGUGGCCCCCUCUAACCCUGCAUUGGUAUCAGAAGUCUGAUGGCACUAUGGUUUGAUAAGUGCAUUCUCUAAAUAAACUAAACAUAAUUGUAUAUGUAAAAAUGGACAAUUGCAAAGCAUGCUGAGUAUUAUUCUAACGAGUUCCUGACACCAGCCAAUAAAAAUACCCAGUGUGCUUUGCAGUUCAUUUUGGUAUGUUCAUUUUCAUAUUUACAUUUUGGUCAUUUAGUAGACACUCUUAUCCAGAGUGACUUACAAUCAGUGCAUUCAACUAAAGUAGAUAAACAAUAACAUAUCACAGUUAGAGCAAGUCAAAUGUUUCUGUAACCGUUACUGAGAAUGUUGUUGCUGUUCGGGACGGCUAUUUGGAAAUGUAUUUCUGUAUUUUAAAAUGUAUUUCAAAUUACAAGUAUUUUGCAGUUUAUUUUGAUGCAUAGAUUUUUCUGGUAUUUUGUUAUUGUAUUUAGCAAUUUUUGCGCAUCCCUGUAUGUGUUCAUGUCCUUGUCUGUGAAAGUGGGUGAGAAAUUAAUAACUUUUCUUCCUCUGGUAAUAGAUCCGCAACGACACAUCACAGAUUGUCAACGAGAAUCUACCUCAAAUACAUAGAAAAUCAGAAGAGAUGAGGCAAUUAUACAGAAAGAUUGACAAGUUGAAUGUAAGUGUGAUUACUUAAAGUAAUUGUUAAUGACCAGGAUGUUGUCAUUGAAAUCAUGACAUGAUCUGUGUAACAAAUGGCACCCUAUUCUCUAUACUUGGGGCACAGAUAUGGUAGUUCUGUAUCUGACCCUGUUCCCUGGUGUUUUGUCCAGGCGUUUGUGAAGAUGGUGGGUGCCAAUGUGAAUGUCAUGGAGGAGCAGGUCACUCAGGCAGAAAGGGAAGAAGGAACCCUGCCGGGUGCCUUCAGAAAGAUCUUCCAUACCAUUAGUGUCCCGGGAUUUCUAAAU
This is a messenger RNA of Coregonus sp. 'balchen', 1666 nucleotides long. The record is from the annotation of a GenBank genome assembly. Lineage: Eukaryota; Metazoa; Chordata; Actinopteri; Salmoniformes; Salmonidae.